This is a messenger RNA of Rotaria sp. Silwood2, 1656 nucleotides long. The record is from the annotation of a GenBank genome assembly. Lineage: Eukaryota; Metazoa; Rotifera; Eurotatoria; Philodinida; Philodinidae.
AUGUCGACAUCAGUAUUUGAAGAAGGUGAAUAUUUGACUUGUCCAUUUGAUUCGACACAUCAAGUACUUUCGGGUAAUUUUAAACAUCACAUUAAUCGAUGUUCACAAAAUCAUCCAAAUGUAAAAAAAAUUAAAUGUCUUUUUAACAGUACACAUAAAAUAGCACCAAAUAAAUAUUAUGAUCAUUUAUGUGAAUAUUUAAAAAUAAAAAUAAUGCCUCUUUAUUGUGAUCCUGAUGAUUAUUGGCUUUGUCCAUAUGAUCUUAAUCAUAAGGUAUUAGCAAAACGUUUUCAAUAUCAUAUCAUGCGAUGUGCAAAAGCUAAUCCACAUAUUCGUCGUGUUAAAUGUUCGUUCAAUGCAACACAUUUAACAACACCAAGUGAAUUAUUUAAGCAUAUGUCAACUUGUCCAGAUAAUCAAACUGUUCAUGAUGCUAUUGCUCGAGGCAUGAGUGAUUUUAAUUGGGAAGAUCAUUCAUCUGAUACUAAUGAACGACAAAUGGCUGUUGUUAUGAAUGGUGAAGAUUGGGAUCGAGAAGCACAUACAGGACAAAUUUUUAAUGAUGAUGAAUUACGACAACUUAAUGGACAAAAUGAGAUGUGGUCAAAUUCAAUAACACCGGCUAUACCAAGUGCAACAAUUCCAUCUCGUCCUCAAUCAUCUUAUCUGGAUCGUGAUGGUGCAUUAUCAUCACGACCAGUUACGGAAUCACCAAAACAAAUAUCACAAACAAUAGCUUCAUAUGAACCGAAACGAACUAGUGCUUAUACUGUCGGCGGACUAAUGAGUCAAUCAAAUAGUGUAGCGGAUGCUAGUCUUGAUUCUCAAUUUGAAAAUAUUCGUCGAAAUAUGUUAGCCACUGGAGUUGGUCGCGGCCGAUUACCAACAACACCACAUCCGCCUCCAUUUAGUAGUCGUUCAGUUUCAUAUAUGUCUAAUUUAGUAAAUGAAUUACAAAAAUAUUUGGAUGAAUUCAAUGACGCUAUAUUUGCCAUGAAUAGUUCAUCAUUAUGUAGUCUGUUGAGUAUUCGACAUAAUGUUCAUAUUGAAAAAUUUUCUUCAUCAAAUUCAUGUGAUUUAUUUGAAAAAUAUGGUCGUGUUGUACAAGGUUGGAAUGUUAUAUUAACAAAUCAUAUUAAAAUAUGUCAAACAUCAUUGUAUAAAAAUUAUUUAAAUGAUAUUGUACAAUAUCAAUAUUCGCUUUGUCGUUCAUUACUUGAUCUUGUUAAAGAAAGUAAAAAUAAAAAUUGGCAUAUACCAAUUCUUAUUCUUACAUUAACUGAACUUCGUCUUCUAACAAAUUAUUUUACAAUAAAUAUAGCAACUAAUAUUAAUGGACGUACAAGUCCACCGACGCAACGUAUUGCUGAUUUAUCAAUUAAUAAUGAUCGACAAAUAUUAGAAACACAUGUAAAUAAAACAGUUGAAUUACUUACAGAAGCAUUUCGUGUAUGUACUAGCGAUCGUUGUACCGAACAACGUUUAUCAAAAAAGUGGGGAGCUAUACAAAUACUUAAUCAAUUACUUAAAUUAUGUCAUAGAAUAAAACGUUAUGAACUUGGUGAACAAUUACUUUCGUUUGCUGAACAAUCAUUAGAAUAUAGACAUUAUUUAUUAGAAGAUCAAAAAAUGACAUAUGAUUACUUUUUAGGUUAG